Colletotrichum orchidophilum is the source of this 510-nucleotide messenger RNA. RefSeq lists its product as uncharacterized. The coding region runs from base 1 to 510 and encodes 169 amino acids. The transcript is spliced from 3 exons. The record is from RefSeq and is a predicted model, not a curated record. Lineage: Eukaryota; Fungi; Ascomycota; Sordariomycetes; Glomerellales; Glomerellaceae.
AUGGGCUCUAUGGACAAGGGUCUCGAGGUCCGCGUCGUCGUGGAAACCUACGAGCUUCUCAAGCGCGGGAUGGGCAAGACAAGAGGCCGACUCGACAACGCUCAAGUCAAGCGGGCGGAGAACGCGAGAGGAAUCCUAUACUUCAACAAUACUUCCAAGAUCUUCUUCAACUGGUUCCGUGCAGGCCUAGGUAGCUCUAGUAUCGCCGUCAGCCGCUUGUCCCAGGCCUGGUACGUUAAGACGGUGUCUCUUGCACAUCGUUCCUGCCAUUCGCAAGGAGUCGGCGCCCAGUCGCCCCGUGUGGCAAUUGCCGACUUCAAGGAAGGCCUACGGUCGGCCCUGGUGGAGGUCCUGCCCCCUUUCCAGCUCCAGCACUGCAUCUUCCAUGCCGAUGCCAACGUCGACCUCAACGUCAAACGGGAAUGGCUGGGGGCUGUAGCUGUGGGAGUUCAAGAUGAGAUGACUUCAAUGGACCGUCGGAGCCGCUGCGCUGGCCCGGGAGGAGCUUAA